AUGUCAGAAUACUGGAAAUCGACGCCAAAGUACUGGUGCAAGCACUGCAGCAUCUUCGUCCGCGACACGAAGCUCGAGCGACAGAACCACGAGGCGACGGGCAAGCACCAGGGCGCGCUCAAGCGGUUCCUGCGCGACCUCCACCGCGGCCAUGAGCAGGAAGAACGCGAAAAGGACAGGGCGAAACGCGAGGUGGAGAGGUUGAAGGGGAUAUCGUCGGGGACAACAUCAUCAUCAUCAUCAUUCGUGAGACCCGGCGGUUCGAGCAGCAGCGGCGCGCCGCCGUCGGCAGAGGCGCAGCGCAAACAGCAGAUGGAACAGCUCGCCGAGAUGGGUGUGUCGAUACCGACGGAGUUCCGGGGCGAUAUGGCGAUGGCAGGUGAGUGGACAGUCACUGCAACAAAGGUUGUCGACGACGAGGAGGCGGCGAGGGAGAGGGAGAAGCCUGUUGAGGCCAAGGCUGUCGGGGUGAGGAAGCGAGAGCAGACGGAGGAGGAGAGGGAGGAGGAGGAGGCUGUGAGGGGGUUAUUUAAGAGGCCUAAGAAGUGGGGGAGCACGAGGACGAUGCCGGCUGACGACGAGGAUCUUGAUGCAUUGCUGAAUGGGAAUACGCUGAUGAGGGCUGUGAAGAAGGAGGAGGAGAAGGAUGAGGUGGAUGUCAAGAAUGAGGUGAAGCAGGAGGCGGAAGGGGAGGAUGCGACGGGGGCCACGUCUGAUGCGCCGGCUGUCAAGAGAGAGCCGACAGAGGACGAGGCUGGGAAAGGCUUGGAUGUGCCGGCCUUGGGAGAGGACGGCGUCAAGAAGGAGUACGAGGCUGCAGAGCCCACGGAGGCUGCGGCGCCGACGGUGGUGUUUAAGAAGCGCAAGCCCAAGAACAUGCGACAAAAGUGA
Messenger RNA from Colletotrichum fioriniae, 891 nucleotides. RefSeq lists its product as uncharacterized. Lineage: Eukaryota; Fungi; Ascomycota; Sordariomycetes; Glomerellales; Glomerellaceae. Gene Ontology annotation, biological process: mRNA splicing, via spliceosome. Gene Ontology annotation, molecular function: RNA binding; zinc ion binding. The record is from RefSeq and is a predicted model, not a curated record. Gene Ontology annotation, cellular component: precatalytic spliceosome.